CGUUCGCAGCUGGUUCAUAGGCGCCGAGCUCCAGCGUACGCGGGAGAGCCCCGUUAAACUUUUACAUUUUCACGGGAUACAAGUUCCAGCUCCGGGUUCGCUUUCCUCAAGAUACACUAUUAUUUCGGGGUUAUUCUUAUUCGAAUAGGAAAAGUAUUUUGCGGCUCAUUUCCGUGGAUUAUUUGGGGUCGAUUGCGAUUAAUGAGCGUAAACAAUUGCUACUUUGCCGGCAUCUGUCCACGAUCUUGUGAGGAUUUAAGUUUUUCGGCAUAUUUGUUUAGUUGAUUGGAAAGUGCUUGGCAGGAUCGAUCCGAAUGAUCGCAGUGUGACCGCUUACUCGCGGGUGGAAAACAGACGACGAACCUUCCGGGGUUUCGAGACGUUUGCGGUGUUGUAAAAAUCGUGCUUUGCCGGUAUGAAAUUAAACCCGGACGGAAAAGCAUGAAAGUGAACGGUUGCAAGGAUUGGGAUUACGAAAUGAUUGUAUACUUGAAAUGUCGAAUGGUUAUCGUGAAGAAGACGCCGUAAUUAGAACGUAGUUUGAAGUCGCGGGCCACCUCACCAACCUUGUAAUUUCCGGAAGUCACAGAGCUUUUCACUGUCGUUGAUAACCUCCUUCAUCAGCCAUACCUCGUCAUCCGCUUGAGGAAUCCCGAGGAUGAUUAAUGGAAGGGGCAGCUCGGAGGAUGAUCUAAUUCUUGAAAAAAACCGGAUGAAUUUUCAAUUAAGGUGAAAACCGAAGGCGGCUAAUUCUGCCUGGAAAGGAAGAGACGAAGGACACAGCAAUUUUACAGUGUUCAAACGCUUGACAUUUCGAAAAGGAUCCUCCGUCACCAUCAGCCUUACAGAAAAACCCUUUCGACUCAUUUCACGACAUCCUGAUGGAGUCAUGUUGAAAGUGUCUCCUGCACAGUAAAAAAAUCAGAGAAGUAAUCAAUUUAACAGAAAAAGGAUUUCAAAGAAGAGUGAACGAGUGAGAGCCGCUUCGUGAUGUUUGUUUAUACUCGUUUCCUUCUCGUUAUAAGCGAUGUGGAACGAUCAUCUAAUCGAAUUGUACAGUCAGUUGCGAGAAUUGCAGCUUAAAAGCAGUUCCUGCAUCGGCAAUCGAAUUAGCGAAUCGAGAAAUGAACUGGAGAUACGAGUCCGCGUGGAAAAAUGUCAUCUCAACUGAAUAAAGACUUUUAUAAAUCGAAAGAACGCAAUAUGGUGGUCAGCCGGAGCAGCGGCAGUUCAAUGGCGUCUAAUCGAAGAUGCCUUAUGGCCGGUUCGGGACUUGCAAUAAUCUACGUUAUCUUCCAGAUAGGCCACGUGCUCGCAGUAACGAGUGCACCCCCGUCACGAUUCGAUGUACCGGAACAUUGUUACUGGGAACCCGAUCACGAAGGCGCCCUUACUUGUGUUUACCGAUUUAAUGGAAACGAGCCAUUACGCACGAACUUCUCGCUGAUAACCAGCGAAUACGUGACUUCGAUGAAUAUUAUUUGUGAGGACUGGAGCGUAGAAGGCACACCGGUAAACGUAGAGGACUUUCUUCACUUGUGGAGACUUCGAGAUCUGCGAUUAACCGGCUGCAAAUUCACUCGUUGGCCAGCAAAAAUACUAAACGGUUUUCGGGAUCUACGAAAUUUGACUAUAAGAAGUCUCAACGGAAGAAAAACGAAAUUUAGUCUCGAGUUGGAAAAAGGGGCGUUCGAAAUGAACCCUCAGAUUGAGAAAAUUGAUUUAUCUGCCAACAAUAUAUGGCAGAUACCAGAAUAUUUAUUUUGUCCGCUGAGCAAUCUUUUGACUCUAAACAUCUCAUUCAACAUGCUCAAAGACGUUACGGAGUUGGGUUUUAGCGAUCAACAUACCGGCACGUCGGUUCAGCCAAAACGUGAUCAAGAAUCCACUCCGGCGUCAACAUCCUGUUCCCUCGAUCUUCAGAUCCUGGAUUUAUCCAACAAUCAAAUAUCGGUGAUACCAUCACACGGAUUUUCGGCUCUGAGACGUCUCAAGAGUCUGAAUUUAUCGGGCAACGCAGUCUCUAUGCUAGACGAUACGGCUCUGCGAGGUCUCAGAUCUUUGGAAAUAUUCGAUUUAUCUUCGAACCGCAUCGUAGCAUUGCCUGCCGGUCUUUUCAAAGAUGCAACCAACAGCCUCAAAGAGCUUCGACUGCAGAACAAUUCCAUCUCCGCGCUAGCACCCGGUCUAGUGGUUGACAUGCACCAGCUGGUAACCCUUGAUCUUUCCCGUAACAUGCUCACGAGUUCGUGGUUCAACGCUACCACAUUCAGAGGACUCAUUCGUCUCGUACUGCUCAAUUUGUCACACAAUAAGAUAGCCAAAUUAGAUCCUGCACUCUUCAAAGAUCUAUACACCCUGCAGAUAUUGAAUCUUCAGCACAACGAAAUUGAAACGAUACCAGCGGAUACAUUUUCUCCAAUGAGCAAUCUUCAUACCCUCGAAGUAGCGCACAAUCGUCUCGCUUAUCUAGACGCAUAUUCAUUGAAUGGUUUGUUUGCUCUCUCCCUGCUUUCUAUGGAUUCUAAUCUACUGGAAGGUAUACAUUCAGACGCGUUUAGAAAUUGCUCGAGUAUGCAAGAUCUCAAUUUGUCUGGUAAUAAUCUUGACAGUAUUCCAGUCGCUCUGAAAGACAUGAGGAUGUUGAGAACCCUCGAUCUCGGUGAGAAUCAAAUAAAAAGUCUGGAUAAGCCUGGCUUUCAUGGGAUGUCAAGUCUGUACGGUUUGCGAAUGAUUGGCAAUGAGGUCACAAACGUGACGCGGGAGGCUCUUGCCGAGCUGCCGGCUCUACAGAUAUUGAACCUUGCCAGAAACAAAAUCGAAUACGUUGAGACAGCGGCAUUUUCCAGCAACCCAGCACUUCAGGCGAUACGUCUGGACGCAAAUUAUCUUCAGGAUAUUUCGGGAAUAUUUGCAAACGCACCGGGUUUAUUGUGGUUGAACAUGUCCGAUAACAUGAUCGGACAUUUCAACUACUCAUUUCUUCCUGAACGUCUUCAAUGGAUGGACCUCCAUAAAAAUAUGAUUAUGGAUCUGGGAAACACGCCGCACGCUUUCCGGCUGCAAACGCUCGACAUGUCGUUCAACAGGCUAACGAGGAUACAUCCGAAAUCGAUUCCAGACUCGAUAGAGCUACUAUUCGUCAAUGACAACAUGAUUCACACCGUUGAACCGCAAACGUUUUACGAAAAGGAGAAUCUCACACGAGUCGAUCUUUACGCCAAUCAGAUAGUGAAGAUGGAUCUAUCGGCGUUUCAGCUUGCACCCGUUGCCGAGAAUCGACCAUUGCCUGAGUUUUACAUCGGUGGGAAUCCUUUCAUCUGCGACUGUACGACCGAGUGGCUCCAACGCAUAAAUUCACUGCCAUUGAGGCAGCAUCCCCGAGUGAUGGAUCUCGAGACUGUUUAUUGUCAUCUGCCUUACGACAGGCACAGAUCAUUCAUACCGCUCCUCGAGGCAAAACCAUCGCAGUUCCUCUGCACCUACAAGGCCCAUUGUUUCGCUCUCUGUCAUUGUUGUGACUUCGACGCUUGCGACUGUGAAAUGACCUGUCCGCAGAAUUGCACGUGCUACCACGAUCAAUCGUGGUCGGCCAACGUGGUCGAUUGUUCGAGCUCGAAUUACAAGAGCCUUCCGGGCCGCUUGCCCAUGGACGCAACGGAGGUAUAUCUCGAUGGUAAUAAUUUCGGCGAGCUUACAUCGCAUUCGUUCAUCGGGCGCAAGAAUCUCGAGGUAUUGUACGCCAAUGACAGCAACAUUGUCGCUAUUCACAAUCACACAUUCAGCGGCCUUAAAAGACUAAUUGUCCUUCAUCUUGAGAACAAUAAGAUAAGCUCGCUUAACGGGGCGGAACUUGUUCCACUGGAGAAUCUCAAGGAGCUUUAUCUCCAGAAUAAUUUGCUAACUCACAUUGACAAUGGUACGUUUCUUGGGCUUCGCUACCUGGAGGUUCUCACUUUGGACAACAAUCGAUUGGGAACCUUCGCCCUUUGGCAGUUGGCCCAGAAUCCCUACCUCGUGGAUAUAAGCUUAUCGAAUAACCCGUGGAGCUGUGAAUGUACGUAUUUGGAUCAGGUGCGGGACUGGAUGACGAAAAACAAGGCGAAAGUGAGCGAUUGGAAAAGAGUUACCUGUGCGCUGGGCAUGCCAAUAACGUUACCAGCGAACGUUUCUGCCAUAAAUUGUGCGGCAUUGACUGGUGCUACCGGCACGGCUAUCGCGACUCGUCCUCUCGAGGCUUAUCUUCCGCUUUUAUUGGCCACCGCGGUGUUAUUCUUUGCGAUGGUUGCUCUGCUUUGUGGUGCCUUCAGGCAUCGUCGUACUUUACGAACAUGGGCGGCGAGUAGAUGUGGAUUGCGGGCGUGUUACAAAACCGCAGCUUUUGAAGAUCGAGAGAAACCGUUCGAUGCCUACAUUUCAUAUUCGGCUGUUGAUGAGAACUUUGUCUCGAGGGUUCUCGUGCCAGGACUCGAGACUUCUUACAGGCUGUGUCUCCACUACCGGGAUCUUGGAGCCGGUGCUAAUGUUGCGGACGCUGUUGCCGAAGCGGCUGACUCCUCGAGGCGCACCAUUCUAAUAUUAUCGCGAAACUUUUUGCACGGUGAAUGGGCGCGUUUUGAGUUCAAAUCGGCGCUGCGUGAGGCACUCAGAGGGAAAGGCCGCUCGGUCAUUCUUCUCCUCGUUGGUGGUGUAUGUCCGAAGGACCUUGACAGCGAUCUGAGAAAAAGAAUCUCGUCCCAUACCGUACUCGUUUGGGGCGACAAACUCUUUUGGCAAAAAUUGAAAUUCGCGAUGCCUGAGGUAUCGCCUAUACCGGUGCUGGAUAGACCAUUGCCAUUACCACCGCCGCCACCGCCACCUCAGCAUUUAUGGGCAUAGGAGGAGCCUACCUUAGGAAACGAUCAUCGCGAGAAAUGUUGUCGAUCUUUAUCCAGGUUUGGAACAUCUCGAAAUCGCGGGAGAGAAGGAUUCCGGACUAUCGAGACUAUUCUAUCUACUUAUGAUCACGAAGAAUUUCUGACUAUCGCGCUGGAGUACAUGUAACGCCGUUUGCCGAGUAAAAUAAAUAGUCAUUUCUACUUUCGAAGAAAAAAAUAAUUAAAAAAAAAAAACAAAACGAAUAAAUAAAAUAAAAAUCGUGAUAGCUUUCGUAGUGUGAAAAGAAAAAAAAAAGCAAAAGAAAAAAGAAAUCGUAAUUAGUGUAAAACGCAGCAUACUCCUCGUAUCUUGUAUCGCAACGAAAAUACACAAUUUUUUCCCUCUUUCUAAUCGGCGAUCGUUUUGGAUCGGACGGUCCAAGUCUUAUUAAAGUUCUUCGCUACUUCUCUCGUUUGUUCGAGUGUCGAGAGCGUAGGCUCUGUCCUCAUGUAAAUGUAAAUAAGAGUUUUGUAUAUUUGUAAUAUAGAUAGGGCAGUGUAUUAUAAACAAUAAAAUUAUUUAUAUAUAUUUUAA
Messenger RNA from Venturia canescens, 5451 nucleotides. RefSeq names its product Toll-like receptor 6 (gene Toll-6). Gene Ontology annotation, molecular function: protein binding. The record is from RefSeq and is a predicted model, not a curated record. Gene Ontology annotation, biological process: signal transduction. The coding region runs from base 1156 to 4878 and encodes 1240 amino acids. NCBI's taxonomy places the organism in Eukaryota, Metazoa, Arthropoda, Insecta, Hymenoptera, Ichneumonidae. The transcript has 3 exons.